Messenger RNA from Lachancea nothofagi CBS 11611, 1269 nucleotides. Lineage: Eukaryota; Fungi; Ascomycota; Saccharomycetes; Saccharomycetales; Saccharomycetaceae. The record is from the annotation of a GenBank genome assembly.
AUGUCUGCUGCUAAGACUGCUGAACAGCUACAGAAACUCUCCGUGAAAGAACAAAACAUCACACCAUGGGAUGUGGAAGGUGCUGUGGACGAAAAUGGCCGGGCUCAAGAAAUCGACUACGAAAAAUUAGUCAAGCAGUUUGGCACUAGAUCCAUCUCCGAAGAUACGCUGCAAAGGUUUGAGCAAGUCACGGGCCACAAACCUCACCAUUUCCUCCGUAAGGGUCUUUUCUUCAGCGAACGCGAUUUCACCAAGAUCUUGGAUUUGUACGAACAAGGAAAACCAUUUUUCUUGUACACAGGAAGAGGACCAUCGUCUGAUUCAAUGCAUUUGGGCCACAUGGUUCCCUUCCUCUUCACUAAGUGGCUUCAAGAAGUUUUUGACGUACCUUUGGUUAUCGAGUUGACUGAUGACGAGAAGUUCCUAUUCAAGCACAAACUAACAAUCAAGGACGUCAAGGGAUAUGCGCGUCAAAAUGCAAGCGACAUUAUCUCUAUUGGCUUUAACCCGGAAAACACCUUCAUUUUCUCCGAUCUUCAAUAUAUGGGUGGUGGCUUCUACGAAACGGUAGUGAGAACUUCCAGACAAAUUACGGGUUCUACUGCUAAAGCCGUGUUUGGAUUUACGGAUUCCGACUGCAUUGGAAAAUUCCACUUCGCAUCCAUCCAGAUCGCUUCAGCUUUCCCAUCUUCAUACCCUGACGUGCUAGGUCUUCCAGAUAAAACACCAUGCCUUAUUCCGUGCGCUAUUGACCAAGACCCCUAUUUCAGAGUCUGCAGAGAUGUGGCAGAAAAACUCAAGUUCUCAAAACCCUCUUUGCUCCACGCCAAGUUCUUUCCGGCCUUGCAGGGUUCAACCACUAAGAUGAGUGCAUCUGAUGAUACUACUGCCAUUUUCAUGACUGACACUUCAAAACAAAUCCAGAAAAAGAUUAACAAGUAUGCAUUCUCAGGCGGUCAAGUUUCUGCCGAAGAACACAGAAGAUUGGGUGGUAAUCCUGAUGUCGAUGUUGCGUUCCAAUAUUUGAGUUUCUUCAAAGACGACGAUGAGCUGCUAAAGGAUAUCUACAGCAAAUACAAAUCUGGUGAAUUAUUGUCUGGUGAAAUGAAAAAGUUGUGUAUUGAAACACUGCAGGAAUUUGUGCAAGAAUUUCAAGAACGUAGAUCAAAGGUUACAGAUGAGCUUGUUGAUCAAUUCAUGAAGCCACACAAAUUAAUUUGGGGCAAGAAGGAGAGAUUGGUGCCUGUAAAGCCCAAGGAGAAAAAAUGA